Messenger RNA from Gadus macrocephalus (Pacific cod), 1917 nucleotides. It is a transcript of the gene tmem183a, whose product is annotated as transmembrane protein 183A. NCBI's taxonomy places the organism in Eukaryota, Metazoa, Chordata, Actinopteri, Gadiformes, Gadidae. Gene Ontology annotation, cellular component: SCF ubiquitin ligase complex. The coding region runs from base 162 to 1247 and encodes 361 amino acids. Gene Ontology annotation, biological process: regulation of protein stability. The record is from RefSeq and is a predicted model, not a curated record. The transcript has 8 exons.
GAUACAAAAAUGAGCACGUCAUUCCAUGAUGGCUGAAGAUCCCGGAGGAACCUUUCUUAAAUUCACUCAAUUUUUUAUCUCUUUUUAUUUAGGUUUGCUUGUCUUAGAGACAUGGCAGCACACACAAUCGCGUUAAGGGUCCACAUAUCAUUGAAGUCGUCAUGCCCAAGAAAGGGAACCGAAAACGGCUGAAAUUUAAGCCUGGGGACAUCUGUUCUGAAUCAGUGACAGUAGCUGAUUACGCGAAUGCAGACCCCGCUGUGGUGAAGUCGGGGAGGGUGAAAAAGGCUGUGAUCAAUGCAGUUGAAAAAGAAGUGAAGUUACUGUGUGGCCUGGAGGCCUCCGUGGGUGCUGUGGAUGAGGUGCUGUCCUCUGCCUUGGGAGUCACAGGAGACACCUCGGAGAGCAGCGACGAUCUCGAAGCAGAGUCAGAGGAAGAUGAAAAUGAAAGCAAAUCUGUCAGAAAAAAGAAAAACAAAAUAAAAGAGAGUGAGAGCUAUGAUGGAGGGGAGUAUCCGGUGGAUAUCUGGUUAAUGCUGUCCGCCUACAUCCGUCCUGAAGAUGUUUGCAGAUUUUCCCUGAUCUGCAAGAAUGCCUGGAUUGUCACAUGCACUGCUGCCUUCUGGACCAGGCUCUACAGAAGACACUACAGCCUGGAUGCUGAGCUGCCGUUCCGUCUGCAGCCGAAAUGCAUCGACAGGAUGCAGUGCCUGCGGGCAUGUGUGAUCCGCUCCCUCUUCCUCCUGUACGAGCCCUUCAGCCUGCGCUUCUCCAAGGUUCCCAUUCUGCCAGAGUCCACGCCUACCUCCUUGCUCAACUCAAAGUGUUUGCUGUUCUGGGUCACGAAAGUAUCUGGGACUCGGCCCGAAGCUAUGUGGGAGUUCAACUUCAAGUUUCUAAAGCAGCAGAGGCAGAGUAAGAACGGCAACACCAACUCUCUCUGCCUGCCCAGGCAGUACGAAGAUGUCCACGCCAACCCGGACUCUGACUGCUACCUGCUCCGGGUCUUCACACUCAACUUCAUCUUCACACCUGUGGUCAUGGGGAUGACCCUUACCACGUUCGCUAUCAACGUGAGCACGGACAUGCGGCAUCACCGCGUGCGCCUGCUCUUCCAGGACUCCCCGCCGCGCCGCGGGAGGAGGCGGGUGGAACACUGCGGGCUGCAGGUGGUGCUCGACCCGGUGCACAGCGUCCGGCUCAUGGACUGGUGGCACCCGCAGUACCCCUACUCAGCCUGCACCUGAUAUAUUCUUGAUAGCAGAGGGUCAAUGUCUCCUGCUUAGAACCGGAGAACCCCAGGUCCUGGUCUUACAUGAGCACAUACGGCACCACACUGCCCCAUGACUGCAGACAGAUGCUAGUUCUCCGUUCCUGCCCCUCCCAUAACUCAGUUUGUGCCCGUUUGUUUUCCUACUGGUGUCCUGUCUACACUAGAACUAGAUUCCCCUGGACCCACACGAGCAGCAUCGAGCUAGAAAUGUACUUCCUUAUUCAACCUCGAAUUUGAAUCCUGCCUCCCACUAGACUAAGGAAUAUUAUCCUCCAUUGUAAGAUUAGUUUUAAAUACAUGGUUCAGAAAUAGGAAAGAUCCUGCCGAUUGAAUUGUUCAUAUAUUACUAUAUUUAUUAUUUCAUUUUAGGAUCUGGCUUAAGACUCAAGGUCUUGGCUCACCUUUUAUUUGAUUUUAUGUCUGCAUUUAAGUAAAAAAAUAUAUAUAAUUGACUUAUUUUCUACUCCUUUUGAUUUUAAAAGGGAUGCUGACGCUGGAAAUCCAACAUAUGUAUUUGAAUCAACCCUACUUGAUAGAUAAAAGCAACAUGAUGAUUUUUUUCUUCCACAUUUGGAAACCUUUUGUGUGAUCUUGAUUCCAUGUAUAAACCUAUUCGUUACACUGGAAUAAAAACACAAACCGCU